UAUCGCGCGUACCGUUGUCACUUUACCUUGAUUCUUUCAAAACUUGUGUUUUUAGCUUCGUACGUUGUAUUUCGUUAUUUAGCAUUCUGUUCGUUGCUGUCGUUUUUGAUUUCACGCGUUCACUUUGUUGUUUUUUCAUUUCACAUCGUUUGAUCAACGAAUAAAUAAAAACCAUUGAACAUUUUCGUGUGUGACUCGUUACUACGAAACUAUACAAUAUGGCUAGGAGAGGUUUGUUGACCGACGAUUUAUCCCAUGUCGAAUUCGAAACAAGCGAAGAUGUCGAAGUUAUGUCGACAUUUGAUUCAAUGCAUCUAAAGGAAGACCUUAUUCGUGGAAUUUAUUCAUAUGGCUUUGAACGUCCCUCUGCCAUACAGCAGAGGGCAAUUAAGCCCAUGAUUAAAGGACGAGAUGUUAUUGCCCAGGCGCAAUCCGGUACCGGUAAAACUGCUACAUUUUCCAUAGCAAUGUUACAAAUAGUGGACACACAACUCAGAGAGUCACAAGUAUUGUGUUUGUCACCCACCAGAGAGUUAGCUGUACAAAUACAAAAGGUAUAAUUAACAUAAAUUAUUUAUG
Messenger RNA from Sipha flava (yellow sugarcane aphid), 579 nucleotides. RefSeq names its product eukaryotic initiation factor 4A-III-like. The transcript has 2 exons. Gene Ontology annotation, biological process: cytoplasmic translational initiation. The record is from RefSeq and is a predicted model, not a curated record. Bases 219 to 560 code for a protein of 113 amino acids. Gene Ontology annotation, molecular function: ATP binding; RNA helicase activity; translation initiation factor activity. Gene Ontology annotation, cellular component: cytoplasmic stress granule. Lineage: Eukaryota; Metazoa; Arthropoda; Insecta; Hemiptera; Aphididae.